Messenger RNA from Seminavis robusta, 1023 nucleotides. NCBI's taxonomy places the organism in Eukaryota, Bacillariophyta, Bacillariophyceae, Naviculales, Naviculaceae. The record is from the annotation of a GenBank genome assembly.
UUUUUCUUGGUGAGAUGGUUGCGCCGUCAAAGGUGCUGUGAAAAACGAGGCAGUGCUUUCAGGCGGUUUCCCAACCACGAAGAGCUCCUCAUUUGUGAAGAUGACUACAGUACUAGUACCUCCUCGACCGAAAAUAACCAACAACCCGACCGCCGUCAAGCUGGCACCAUGUAUGGAAUAACUAACGACAACAAUGAUGGGUUUGUCAACACACCCACUCCGGUUAGUGAUGAAAGCAGUAGCGAAGAUGAGACCCUGCUGAUGGAAGAAGGGGAGCAGGGGCUUCACGCUCGCCGUCGUGUCACCUUCAGCCAGAAUCUGACCCACGUUCAUGAAAUCCCAGCAAGGAACUCUUUCUCGCUGGAAGAGAAACGUGCAAUCUGGUUGAGCAGAGAGGAGAAAGACGAGUUUCGGCGUGAUGCCUAUGCCAUUGUUGAAGUUCAGAGUCGCGAGGGUGGCUCUGUCACUGACGAAACUAUGCGAGGUUUAGAGUGUCGGACACACCAAGGCUUUGAACUGGCCAAGAACAAUCGAGCACGGGCAUCGUUCUGUGUUAUCGAUGAACAGGAUCGUCAGGAUGAAGCAAACAUUAGUUGUGACCCAAACCUCAUUGCAGAGGUAUGCAAAGGCGCUACACUGCACUGUCGUUGUGUGGCGUACGCUCAGGGGCUUCUGGAUGCUCAAGCUGCCUUAGCAGAACGGGGGGCAUUAUCAUUCAACCAAGCAUUGGCUCGUAGCAUACAACAUCAUCUACUCAUCCCAGAAUCCAUGUGCAUGAGUAGUACCGGUAGUAGUCAUGGAUCAAGCCUUCAAGGGAAACGCCAGGAAGCGGACGACAUGGACUGGGAUGCAGUGGUUGAUGCAUAGCACAACCAAUUUAUUCAAUGUGUCAGCAGUGCGUUUCAUGUAUGAUUCUCAUCUCAUCAGCUGAGCCACGAGGCUGUGCCGAUAUAUGUUCAAUUGGGGCGGUAUUAAUAAAGAAUACAUUACAUUCAUACAUGUUAGUUCCACAGGAAGAUAGAA